GGAUUGUUUCCAUGUUAAUUAUUACCCGUAAAAAUAUUAUUUUCCUUUUCCAUGUGGAGGUUAAUGAGGAAGAUAAAGUUUCCAGUAUCCUUAUAGAGAAAAACACUCACCCGUUGGCCCUAGUUUAAGAAUGCUAACUCCUUUUCUGCAUUCACCAGAAGCUCAUUCAGGACAGGAGCUCGGCCAGGGGGCAGAAACCAGGAGCAAUAUGCAGAACGAUAAGGACGGGAGGAUGAUGACAAAACGCAAGACUAGAAGUUCUUCCAAAUUAAUGGAUGAAUCUCGAGGAAAGAAAGGUAGAACUGAAGAUGGUGUGAUCCAGAUUGAUGGUGAUUUGCAGGCAGAUUGGAAUGACUUAGUUUCGAAAGGCCGUACCAGAUUUUCUUACUUACAAUUCGACAAGAAGGGUGAAACAAAGUUUACACUUCCAACAGUUCUCAAGUACACUAGAGAGGAAGUGAACCUUGCCCACUACAUAUUUGCGAAGGAUCUUCCACAGAAGGAAGUCCUGGUUGAAACCAUGAUGCAAUCCUAUACACGAAAGGUGUUGUGGUCCCUCUGCCCUAAGUCUAAUGUCGAUGAUGAUGUAAUUACAGCCAUGGCUUGCCAAUUGAGCCUGGAGGAAGUUUGGAGGAAUGUUGGAGAUGGAAGAGUAGUCUGUUAUCUGCCUGCUGAACUACAAGAAAUGGUAAUCAACUAUGUCAUGACAUCAAAAAAAGCUCUAGAGUGUUAUGGUGCAAAGUUCUUGGCAAGAGCUCACACGUGCAAAAAGGUGUGUCUGCCCAUGAAAGAUGCAAUGGACGGGAUGCAGUUCACUGUAGUAACUAUGAUCGAAUUUCUUGAUGACUUGUUUGAGGAUCUUUAUCGGCAAGUGGAACCAACGCUUGAUCCACCUGUGCUGGAACAAUUUUCUUUGACAAUUCCUUCAAUUCCCGAACUACGUCACGAGUCUGAUAGUGGCGUUCGGGUGUGCUCAUGGAUGAUGGGUGCAUCUUGGGAUGCUUCUUAUAAUCUAUGGCCAUGCAGAGAUAUAAGGAGAAUGCAACUAGCUUUGUAUCUGGUCCAACACCCUACAAAUUACAUAAGACAUGUCGUCAUCGAGGAAGCAAAUAGUAAUGCAUCGAGAUUUGUUGCCCAGACUCGUAGGUACAAGGAGGAAAGCCAAAAGAGCGUAAUCCAGAACUAGAAGAUUCAUAGGGAGAUGGUGGUUCAUUUCUCCUGUAGUAGUAUAUUCUGGAUAUUUGGUUGAUUAGUUCUCCUGCCAGUACUCUAGUUUUGUUUCCCUUUUCAUUUUCGUUGAGAACCAAAACAAUACCCUUGAAUUGUUUGAAUUGUCUGCUUGUCUCUUUCCCUUUUCAUGUUCGUUGAGAACCAAAACAAUACACUUGUUAUUGGGUU
Molecule: messenger RNA, 1398 nt
Organism: Linum trigynum
Lineage: Eukaryota; Viridiplantae; Streptophyta; Magnoliopsida; Malpighiales; Linaceae
Source: the annotation of a GenBank genome assembly